Messenger RNA from Eupeodes corollae, 2428 nucleotides. RefSeq names its product ionotropic receptor 75a-like. The transcript has 7 exons. NCBI's taxonomy places the organism in Eukaryota, Metazoa, Arthropoda, Insecta, Diptera, Syrphidae. Bases 34 to 1941 code for a protein of 635 amino acids. Gene Ontology annotation, cellular component: membrane. Gene Ontology annotation, molecular function: ligand-gated monoatomic ion channel activity. The record is from RefSeq and is a predicted model, not a curated record.
UAGUCUUGUUCUAAAAUGUGAAAUCUGGAAACCAUGAAGUUCUUCGUGCUUUUGAUUUCAUUAACAUUUGUCUCUACUUCCAAAGGACUUAAUGAAAACCUUAUAACAAACUUUACAAUUGAUAUAGUCAAAAGCCAGCAAGUAGUGAUUUUUGGAUGCAACAGAGAAGAUUUCUUGAAAGUGGGAAAAUCCCUUCAAAAUAAAAAUGUCCUUAUUUUAUUCAUUAAUUUAGAAAACAAAUGUUUAUCAUCAUUGGAGAAUGUCCUAACUCGACACAAUCAUGCUAAAACAUCUGUCAUUUUGGAUUGUUCAUGUUCGGAAUGUACGAAUAUUCUACAUUUUUAUUCGGAAACAAGAUCAUUUAAUAAAACAUAUCAAUGGAUGGUUUUUGAUCCAUAUAACUAUGGUUUGAAUGAACUUGAAAUUGAAGAAGAUCCAAUUAGUAUUGGACCAAAUGCUCAAAUGACGUUUGUGAAUUAUUCUACUAAUAGUUUGGAUGAAAACUUUUCUUUAUAUGAUGUUCAUUCCAAAGGAAGACAUCUUAAGGCUUCGAUUGAAGUUAUUCAUUAUGGAGAUUGGAUUGAUAAUAAAUUAAUUAUUUACAAGGAUAUUUUUUAUCUUCAAGGGAUUCAACACAGAAGUCAGUUUAAUGAAUUGCAGUUGCGUGGUGUAUUAGUGAUCGACCGGGACAACAUAACCAAUGACGAACAAAUGAGAAAACUGGUCACAAGUCCCACAAAGGAAGAUGGUGUUGCUACAUUCAUUAAAUAUCACUAUGACAUCGUAGAUUUCAUGAAGGACCGCUUAAAUUUCACCAUUAAAUAUCGCAAUGUGCGCAGUUGGGCUGGCCGCCUUCGAGGAGGACCAUUUCGUUUAGGUUUUUUGGGCGUUAUUAAGCGUAAUGAAGCUGAUAUUGGAGCAUCGGCUGCAUUUAAUCGUUUAAAUCGCUUCGUAGACUACGAUAAUAUUCAUAUGAGUUGGAAAUUCGAUGCAGCGUUUUUAUAUCGAUUUACAUCGGAUAUCGAUGCGAACGGUGCAAGUGGUGAUUUUUUAGCACCUUUUGUAAUGGUAGUUUGGGUUCUUACAUUAGCGUUGACAAUUCUAUUGAUUGUUGUUUGGUAUUUUGUAUCUUGGUUCAUGAGACGAAAGAUUCGAGAAGAAGAGGAAGAUAAGGAUGGAUUUUUAUUAAAGACUUUUGCUGCACUUUGUCAACAAGGUCUUGAUCCAGUUCCAAAGAACUCACCAUCACGGACUAUAGUUCUAACACUUUUUAUAUUCAGUUUGAUGAUGUAUAAUUUCUAUACAUCAUCUGUUGUUGGUGGACUGUUAAAUAGCUCUGAACGUGGCCCAAAGACUAUUGAAGAAAUCGUAAACAGCCCUUUGAAGUUAUCUUUUGAAGACAUUGGGUAUUACAAAGUUCUUUUUAAGAAUCCAACAAGGAAAAUUGUCCAACAAAUGUACAAAACAAAGGUCCUACCUAAACGAGUACCAUCCGAAUUGCCAGUUUUUACACACGUCCAGGAAGCUAUACCGUUUUUAAAGAAAGGUGCUUAUGCAUUUCAUUGUGAACGAAUCGAUGCAUAUCCUGAAAUUGCUCGUCUUUUUGAUGCAAAUGAAAUAUGUGACUUAAGGGUAGUUUCGGGACUUCUAGAAACAGAAGUUAUAGGAAUGUUUAUAGUUAAAAAUAGUUUGUAUACGGAAUUGUUUAGAAUUAUACUUUGUCAAGCACGAGAAGUUGGAAUUGUUAAACGUUUCUUAGCUAUUCACAAACCAGAAAAACCAGAGUGUCAAGCAUCAUAUACUGUUUAUCCAGUUGCAUUUUCUGGUGUGUCAACUGCUUUUCUAAUAUUAGGAGGGGCCAUGCUGAUGUCUGGUAUUUGUGUAGCGAUUGAAAUAUUACAUUUUCGGAUGGAAGUUAAAUCUGGGCGUGCUUCAAUUUAAAUUAGCAGAAAUGUGGAAGAUGUUAAUUUUUAAUGGCUGCGUUCAAACCCAAAAGAUAGGGUAUAAGGAUAUCUUUUCGUUAGUAUUUUACAUGUAUAAAAACAGCUGAUUUAAAAAAGCUGAAAAAAUUGUUAAGUAUUGUUGUUUUGUCAAACAAAAUUAUCUAAGAGUCAUUAUUGUUGUUAAUGAACGAUAACUGUUAGAAAUUGUUGAUGAAUCAAUCUACUAUUAUUAAAAUUAAAAACAAAUUAUUUAUUUAUAACUUUUAACGAAUUAUUCACCUAACAGUUCAACACGUUCAACUCAGCUCCCAAUCUGAGUUGUGGAUUGUUACAAAUUGUAAGUAUUUGCCACUUCAACAUUGAUUUUUGGAAGAUGUGAUGACUUCAUAUUGCACGUAUCCAAGAUGACCUCGAACGCAACCAAUGUAUUUUUCAAUUAUAUUCUUGCAAACCAACUCUAAUAAAACUUUAAAUAUUAAUAUACA